Molecule: messenger RNA, 8263 nt
Organism: Cherax quadricarinatus
Lineage: Eukaryota; Metazoa; Arthropoda; Malacostraca; Decapoda; Parastacidae
Source: RefSeq, a predicted model, not a curated record
CGACGGCGGCGGUGGCGGCGGCAGCUGGCGGUGCUAGCAGAGACAUCUGACGGUCACCUUGGCGGCUAUCCACCAAAACAUCGGCAGACGGACUAAGGUGGACGAGGCUGGUGGUGUGGCACCUUACACAACCUGGCAGCUGGGAGGAGGAGGAACAUGUGCACCUAGCCCCUCACCUUGCCACCUUCACCUACCAUCAUGGACUCUGACCCGGAGAACCUGGACAAGCAGUUCAGCAACAGGCUGUUGCUUCGUCAUGCCAGUCAAAACUCACUUGAUGAGAGUUCGCAGAAACACAUUCCACGUUCAGAGACCAAACACAAGCUGCCCUAUAGGAAUCCUCAACACUUUCCUCGAGCAUUUGACAAUUUGAAUUUGAUGCGCAGGCAGAGUCAGCUUUGUGAUGUUGUUCUAGUUGCUGAUGACUCAGAGGUGCCGGCUCAUAAGAUGGUUUUGGCUUCGUGUAGCCCGUACUUCCAUGCUAUGUUUACUAGUUUUGAAGAAAGUCGACAAGAAAGAAUAGUAUUACAAGAUAUUGAUGGUAGUGCGUUACAACUUCUCAUUGAUUAUGUAUACACAGCAGAAGUGUUAGUUACAGAAGAAAAUGUGCAGGUUCUUCUUCCUGCUGCCAAUCUUCUUCAGCUGACAGAUGUUCGAGAUGCUUGCUGUGAUUUCCUGCAGUCUCAGCUACAUCCCACAAAUUGUCUUGGUAUCCGAGCCUUUGCAGAUCUUCAUGGGUGUCUCGAACUACUUUCCAUUGCAGAAAGUUAUGUCGAACAGCACUUCACAGAGGUUGUCGAAUGUGAAGAGUUCCUGUCCCUGACUUCACAACAAGUGACCAAACUCAUAUCAAGUGAUAGACUCACCACCCCAUCAGAAGAAAAGGUAUUUGAGUGUGUGAUGAGCUGGGUGAGUGGUGAUUUAACCAACCGAGAGCAGUACCUGGCAGAACUUAUGGAAUAUGUGCGCCUGCCACUGCUCUCCCAAGACUACCUCAUCCAGCGGGUGGAAGAAGAACCUCUCCUGAAACAAGACACUCAGUGCAAAGAUUAUCUAAUAGAAGCUAUGAAGUAUCAUCUGUUAAAGGGUGAACAGAAGGCACUGUUUAAAUCUCCAAGAACCAAGCCUCGGCAACCUGUUGGUCUUCCUAAGGUAAAUUUUAGUGAAGUUCUUUUGGUGGUUGGUGGACAGGCUCCUAAGGCAAUACGCAGUGUAGAAUGUUAUGAUUUUAAGGAUGAACGAUGGUUUCCUGUGGCAGAAAUGCCAACAAGACGUUGCAGGUGUGGUAUAGCUGUAAUCAAUGGAAAAGUAUAUGCUGUUGGAGGUUUCAAUGGGUCUUUACGUGUACGCACAGUGGAUGUAUAUGACCCAACUCGGGACUCGUGGUCAUCUUGUGCCAGCAUGGAAGCACGACGGUCUACACUUGGUGUAGCAACACUCAACAGUUGUAUAUAUGCUGUAGGUGGCUUUGAUGGCUCUACCGGCUUAAAUAGUGCAGAAAUGUAUGACUCCAAGGCCUAUGAAUGGCGGAUGAUUGCCCCGAUGUCAACCAGACGAUCUUCAGUAGGAGUUGGAGUUGUGAGCGGAUUUCUCUAUGCUGUUGGUGGGUAUGAUGGAGCCUCACGACAAUGUUUGGCAUCAGUAGAAUGUUACAGUCCAGAUUCUGAUGUGUGGUCUUCUGUAGCAGAGAUGUCAGCACGCAGAAGUGGAGCAGGUGUAGGAGUGUUGGAUGGCCUCCUUUAUGCUGUUGGGGGCCAUGAUGGGCCACUUGUGAGGAAAAGUGUUGAGGUUUACAAUCCAGAUACCAAUAGCUGGAGCCCUGUAGCGGAUAUGAAUCUUUGCCGGAGAAAUGCUGGUGUGAUUGCUUUAAAUGGUCUACUGUAUGUUGUUGGCGGAGAUGAUGGUACGUCCAACUUGGCCUCAGUGGAGGUGUACAAUCCUAAAACAGAUGUUUGGACACUUCUACCAGCACACAUGGGUAUAGGCAGAUCAUAUGCUGGUGUGGCUAUUAUUGAUAAACCAGGUUUCUGAGAUGAGGCAGAAGGUGCAGGGGAGUGACUGCUUUCAGUAUUGAUACACAGCAUUUAGUAUCAUAUGGACUACUUUAGCAUAAUUUUGCUACACUGAGUUUUGUUGAGAUGAUUUUUGUUAGGCAUUACUCUCCUUUUUCCAUUUAGUGUUCCCAGAACCUUGGCCAGCAUGACACAUGUUGCCUGCAACUCCGUAAAAGAUUCUAGUUCCUUGCCAAGUACACGUAUCUUAUAUCAGUGAUAUUACUGGUUGAUUACAUUAUUUAAUGCCAUUUUUAGUAUUAGAGCUAAGCAAGUAGCUUUAAUUAUUAAUGGUUUAAAAUAUAGGGCCAAAUUGCUUAAAAAAAUAGGUUCUAUUUUUUUAUUUUUUACUUUCAUAUGGAAAAAAUGGUACAGUACAACUGAAUAAAUUUAUGAUCAAAGAAAGUAUCAUUUUUGUAAAAAUAAGCAUAUUUUUCAAUAUAUAAUAUUUUUACAUGAUGAAUUUGUUUUAAAAUGCAUCAGAAUAUGGAUGACUUGUUAGCAUGGGACCAUAACUUUUCCAGGUAAAAACAGUAAAUGAACAAUUAAAAAUUGACUUCAGCAAAAUUAAAUCUGGAAACUCUAUAUUAAUCUUGAAUCUUUCAGAUGUUUCAAUGUGUAAACAUGAAAAAAGAAGCUGACUUUAAAUGAUAAUAACAAAAGAACAUUGUGACAAUGUUCUUUUGUAAUUAACUCAGUGGUAAGUUGUAUGAAAGGCAACUAUGCCUUUUAUUCCAAGCUAAGAUUCUAAUGUUAGCAGAUAGAAGGUGGAUGAAAGCAUUGUUUGUUACCUUCAUGCUUAUUUGCUUGUUCGUACAAUAUUGCUUGCAGCAAAAAAAAAAAAAAAGUUAAUGAUCAUCUAAUUACAGUAAUUGGCUUGUAAUCAAGAUAUUUUUUCUUUUAAUACUGUUGUCAUGUAUAAAUCCUUGGCUUAGCCUUUUAACUCGGAAUUUACUGAUGAGACUCUUCAAAUUUUUAUAGGGAUUAAGUCACUAGCAAGAACUUAUUUGUCAAUUUAAUUACUUAGCAGCCUGUUCUGAGAUGGUCAUAAAUCCAAUCAUGCAGCCUUUAGAGCCAUUUUCAAAGAUCAGGUGAGAUUAAUAUGCAGUAUAUAGUAUACUGAGAUGGGAAGUACAGUGCCUGCACUCUGAAGGAGGGGUCUUAAUGUUGCAGUUUAAAAACUGUAGUGUAAAGCACCCUUCUGGCAAGACAGUGAUGGAGUAAAUGAUGGUGAAAGUUUUUCUUUUUCGGGCCACCCUGCCUUGGUGGGAAUGAGCCAGUGUGAUAAUAAAAAAUAAUAAUAAUAAAAAUAUAGUAUAUCCUCCCAUUUGGCUGGAUACUUUUGAAAGUAUUUUUGACAGUGUUCUAAAAAAAGAUACCAAAAGUUUAAACUGCAUUAGUACUUAUCCCUCUCCUUCAGUGGUGAUUAAAACUUGGGAUAACUUGAUUGUCAUCCUGUGAUAACUGCACUGCUACUGUAUCUUGUAUUAAAGAUUUUUCCUUGCUUGAAAUACUAAGAAAUUAUUAAGAGUUUUACUUUUAUGUAGCUCAGCUUAACAAAAUUGUUAAGUUGAACAUGUGACCAUUGUAAAAAACAAAAUCACAAAAAUCAUUUUGUGAUUUCUGUAUAGAAAAACUUAUGGAAUGUUUGCAGUCUUGUGAGAUUUCAUUGCAUACUCAAGUUUUUUUUUUUUUUUUCUCUCUAGUUCACCAGCCAUCUCCCACCAAGGCAAGGUGAUCCAAAAAAGAAGAAACAAAAGUUUUUCUUCUUUUUACAUUUAGUAAUUUACACAAGAGAAGGGGUUACUAGAGAGUUCUAACAUCUUAUGUGUGUGUUGAUUGAUUACACUACCAGCACCAAUAUUAGAAAAUUAUAAUGACUGCAAAUUGUCACAUAUUGUAGGUUUUUGAAACCAUGGUGAUUUCAACUGAAUAUAGAAUAAAUAACAGGAUGUCAUAUAUUACAAGCUUUGUUCCUACAAAUUAGCCUUAAAUAUUUGAAAGCAAUAAUUGUUAGUUUUCCUUGGCAGCUACAAAUAUCAUGCUUGUGAUUGCAGGUAUAAAUUAUGGAAUAAUUAGUUGUUUUUUGCUUGGCAGCUGGAAACAAAAUGCAUGUGAAUGCUAGUACAGUUAAACUGAUGUAUUAUAAUUCAUUAUUGUAAAUCAUUUUUCUGUAAUGUUGUCAUGUAUGCAUAGUGGUUUGUAUGUGAGAAUGAGUUAUCAUGGAAGAUGUUGCUUGUGUGUAAAUGUAUACUAGUUAAUUAUUUCUUGUGUGCAUAGAUGGAAUACUUUGAGAAUAAUGAUUGUGUUAGGUGUGUAUGUGUAAGCUUUUGUCUGUAUUAAUUAUAUGUAUAACCAUCAGUUUGCAGUAUGAACAUUGUGACAAUUUUUCCUCUCAUUUUGGUUUGCAGAUAUUAAUUUAUAUAAUUAUUAGUUACACUAAAGCAAAUAGGGGACUAUAUGUUCCUGAAAUUGGUAAAAAUUGCAACUUGAGCAUUUCAGUAAUAUAAUGGGGAAAUUAUUGUACAUGACUAAUAUCAUUACUUACAUACUGUAAGAUAAUUUUCAGUUUCUCAUGUGUUUUAUUGUUUUUGAUAGAGUAGAUAUAAUUUUUACUUAUAACAAAAUUAUCAUUCAACAGUUUGGGACAAAAUUAGGAAAAUUUAGUGUGAAGCAUGCUCAAGUGUAGAGUUUCUAAUGUUUAUUCAAAAUAUAAUGUGGAAUUAAGCACUUAGCAGUAAAUCAGAUAUCAACAAGCUUUUUAGGCAGCCUUGAGCUUUUUCCUGCAUAAAACUUUUCCACACCUCAUUAUAUUACAAAUCCAUUAGUUUCACAAUGUGCAAAAUGCUCAUUAACUAGUCAAUCAAGUACGGCACCUUCAGGUCGGGCCAGACAAUGGAAAUAUGACAUUGAAGAUACUACUUCACAAUAAGCCAUUGGUUUCCUGUCCCAACAGGGCAUACAAUACCAUAUUAAUUUACAAGCAGCACUACACCUCACUGCAUUGUGCUGUAGACUUGGCUAAUGAUCCUAUAAUUAUCGAGCCAUCAUAUAAUUAUUUUUUAGAGUGUUGGUUUUCAGCACCCCAUGAAAAUUAUUGCAUUUAAAAAGGCAGUAAUUAGAAACAUGAUAAACAAAGAUUAAUUUUACCUUAUGCAGCUGCAGUCAGAGAUGAUGCACUCAUAAAUUUACAAGAGUUCUUGCUUCAGUCUGAAAUUUUGACAUUCAUCUUGUAAGAUUUUCCUGUGAAAAAACAAUAUAUUUUUGAUCUGGAAAUGGAAACUUCAGUACUGUACAGUAUUCCAAAAUUACGUACUAAGAUAUCUCGGUAUUCGUGAUGAUAAUACCUGACCUGCAGAAGAUUUUGCUGCUGAUCAAUGGAGGUAUUGUAGUUCCACAUUUUUUCUCACAUCUACAUCAUGAACAAGUGCAUCUUUACCUUUUUUACUUGGAUCUUCCUCUCAGAUCAAACCCGAUUACCUGCUAUUCCAUAAGCAGUGUGUGACCUCUGUGGGUUUAGCACCUGCUUGUAAAUAUAUGGUGGUAAUACUUUCUAAAGUAUGCAAGACCUACAGGCAAAUUAGUGAUGUAGUGUGCAAACUGUAUGAAUUGCUACCCAUCCUCUUGCUAAACUGUAUAAGUUAGUGAUACGCACACUGGCAAUGAAAUUUGCCUUUAGCAAUUUAUCUUUCUACUUAUACUGAAAAUAGCUUAAAACACUUCACUGGCAUAACCUUUUUAAAAGUUUAUAAUUAAAGCCAGUUUUGGCAUAUUUAGAAUGUUUGUGUAUGAUUGUGAUGAGAAUUUGUGGUGUGUCAGAUUUUCAAAUGAACCUUAAUGUUAAUUUUUCAUUGCAGACAUUUGCUGUUGAAAAUUUCUGAUGCCUUUGCUUUUAUCAAGGCAUACUGAAAUGUGGUGUGGAUUUUCACCAAAGAAUGUACAAUAUCUAAUAGGGCUUAUAUUUAUUUCACUGUAAAGAGUAUUGUCUGUGGAAAAAAAAAAAAUUUGAAGUUGGGGAAAAUGGGUGAAAAUCUUGAGUUCGUGUUAAUAAAGUGUUGAUAUCUUGUCUGCUUGUCUUGUGUUUACACAGUGAUAGUUCUGGGGAUCCCUCACAAUCCACUCUACAAGACCUUGUUGACAACCCGAUAUCAGAACUGUUUCAACUAACCUGCUGGAGCCUGUAGCUUGCAGUUCAACGUAGGUGAUCUAAGAUGCUUUGUAGAAAUCUGUUAAAUUCCCUAUUGAAUGCAGUAAGGGGUCUGUUGGUAAUUCUUCUUUAUUUGAAAGGAGCAAAUUUAAAGCCUUUUGACAUCAUGUUGUGUUAUCUCUUACCAUACUAUUUUCAGUACUUUGACAUCAUGUGCUCUGCUGUAUUGUUUUAGUUUGAUUCAACUCCUCCCUUCUGUUUUUAUUUCUUUGGUGCCUUCACAUGCAUUUUUAUUGAUUUUUUUUGUUUCAUUCUUGUGAUGGCUCCUGUGGAAAGUUCCUUCAAAGCAAUCUUGUUUUUCGUUUUUGUAUAAUUAAUAUUUUUUGCUUUCAUACAUAAAUUUCAUCAACGGUGCUGGAAGCAACCUCUUUCAGAUUUGUAAUAAGUGUGCCUUGAUGUUGUGCAUGUUAUAUGUAUUAUUUAGAAAAUUAUUGCUUUCACAUGUCUUCAUUAUCAUAAUAUUCCUCUCCAUCUUUCCAAUAUACAUUGUCCUCCCUAUCUAACAUUUUCCCUCUUUUGUUUUUAACUGCUAAGUCUAUUUACUCUUCAUGCUUUCUCAUCUUAUUCAUCUCUCUCCAAAACAGUUGUUGCUCAGUAAUUCAGACAACCUUAAAAUGAAUGAAUAUAUUUCAUUCUAUUUAGUGAAGGGAUUCAGGGAAACCGUCAUUUUUAUAGAUUUAGCUGGGCUUGAGUCCUGAAAAUGGGAUGUACAAUGCUGCCUGCACUUUAAAGGAGGGGUCUGGGAUAUUGACAGUUUGGAGGGACUUCUAAACUGUUGUAUCUGAGUGCCUCUGCAAAGACAAUGAUUAUGUAUGAGUGAGGUGAAAGUGUUGAAUGAUGAUGAAAGUAUUUUCUUUUGGGGGAUUUUCUUUCUUUUUGGGUCACCCUGCCUCGGUGGGAAACUGCCGACUUGUUGAAAAAAAAAAGUAUUUUGGUUACACAUUGACAGGCUGGGUCAAGGAAAAUAUUUGCCAUCACACACUGGUUAUCUUUCCAAAAAGGCACAGAUAUCACAGGCCAUUGUUGACCUACCACACUGCAUCAUCCCCACUUUAUUUUCAUGCACUCUCUUUGUUUUCACACACUUGCCUGCUGGAUAUUUAAGCUUCUACCCCAAGGCACCUCUUUCAUACCCCAGAUUUAUACGCCACCUAUAAACGUUCAUCGACAUAAUUUGAGUAAUUCACUUUUUUUUUUCAACACAUUGGCCAUCUCCCACCAAAAAUAAAGGAAAGAAACAAUUAAACAUAAAAAUAAAGGAAAGAAACAAUUUCACCAUCAUUCACACAUAAUUACUGUCUUUGCAGAGGCGCUCAGAUACGACAGUUUAGAUGUCUCUCCAAACAGUCAAUAUCCCAAACCCCUCCUUUAAAGUGUAGGCAUUGUACUUCCCAUUUUCAGAACUCAAGUCUGGCUAACCAGUUUCCCUGGCUCCCUUCACAAAAUAUUACCCUGCUUACACUCCAACAGCUCAUCAGGUCCAAACAACCAUUUGUCUCCAUUCACUCGUAUCUAACACGCUCAUGCACGCUUGCUGGAAGUCCAAGCCCCACACCCACAAAAUCUCCUUUACCCCCCUCCAUCCUUUUCGGGGCUGAUCCCUACCCCGCCUUCCUUCCCCUACAGUUAUUUCUUAUUUAAUAGUCCACUUCUUUUCCUUAUACACAUCCAUCUGCUCUCUCUCAAUUUCCUUUUUAAACAACAUUUCUCCAAAAUUUUCUCUAAAUUUUCAGUGAGUUUCAUUCUGGCAUUUUGCUAUGUAUUGCUUCUUUUAAUUGCUCAAUUUUUUUUCACAUACAGUAGCUUACCAUGUACUUUUUACACUGUAAAACCAUUAAAUAUGUUACUUUUUUUCUUUACUACAAUUUGUAACUCAUACCAGUUAUUUAUGUUCUUGAACCUACAGUACUCUUACACCUUAUUCAUGUUGAUAAAUUAGACACAUGUGCAACUCUUGGGUAUCUUUAUUGAGGAAACGUUUCGCCACACAGUGGCUUCAUCAGUC